AUGACCACGCGAAACAUUUCUCGAUUUUGGGAAUGGGGCAGGAAGAUAAUCUGCGUGGGGAGAAACUACGCUGACCACGCGAAAGAGCUGAAAAACGCGAUUCCCACAGGGCCCGUCCUGUUCCUGAAGCCACCUUCAGCUUAUGUGAGAGAGGGCUCCCCGAUCCUCGUGCCUCUCUACUCCAACAACCUGCACCAUGAGGUGGAGCUGGGGGUCGUCAUUGGGAAAGGGGGCACAGCCAUUCCUCAGUCUGCCGCUAUGGAGCAUGUAGCAGGAUAUGCUUUGUGCUUAGACAUGACAGCCCGGGACGUCCAGGACGAGUGUAAGUCCAAGGGUCUGCCCUGGACCCUGGCCAAAGCCUUCAACACCUCCUGUCCUGUCAGUGAGUUCAUCCCCAAAGAGCGCAUCCCUGACCCAGGGAGCGUCAACCUGUGGCUGAAAGUCAACGACCAGCUGAAGCAGAGCGGCUGCACCUCCCAGAUGAUCUUCUCCAUCCCCUACCUCAUCAGCUACAUCAGCGACUUCAUCACACUAGAGGAAGGGGAUCUCAUCCUGACCGGGACCCCUAAGGGAGUCUCCGCCGUGCAGGAGCAUGAUGAGCUGCAGGCUGGGAUCGAGGACGUGGUCACCAUGAGCUUCAAAGUGGACAGACAGGAUCACUAG
Xyrichtys novacula (pearly razorfish) is the source of this 663-nucleotide messenger RNA. Lineage: Eukaryota; Metazoa; Chordata; Actinopteri; Labriformes; Labridae. The record is from the annotation of a GenBank genome assembly.